Durio zibethinus is the source of this 1062-nucleotide messenger RNA. Its product is annotated as RNA-binding protein. Lineage: Eukaryota; Viridiplantae; Streptophyta; Magnoliopsida; Malvales; Malvaceae. The record is from RefSeq and is a predicted model, not a curated record.
AUGAAUUCAAAGCAAACUCCAACAAGGGCUUUCGGGCAGUGCUCUAUUGCUUCGUCAUUCCUCUCUCGUUCUUCCAAUUCUUCUAAGGAAGUAAAAGAAGAUUUGCGUAACAGAGAUUCGAAGAAGCUUACGUCUUUAUCAGAUUAUCUAAACCGAAAGCUACCCAGAAGUUCUGGUAUUCCCAAAAUUGUACAGGAGAAACCAAGGCCAUUUUCAUUGCUUUUGCGUCCAAAUGAAGGGGAAUCCAUUGAUAAGCAGAAGGAGAGAAAGAAAGAAGAGCAAAAAGAGAAAAAUGAACUUCUUGAUAAAGUUGUUUUUGAGCAGUUCAAGCAAGAUAGCACUGAGAAAGUAGAUUCUAUAAUGAGUUUAGGUGGUGUUGGUGAAGAAGAAAAGGAAGAAAAUUCAAGAAAAAGACAGAAUCCAUUUCAAGAUUUAGAUGAAGAACGCAGAACACGAAAGCCUUUUCUAGUUCUGGCAGACGAUCCACAAGACCUGAAGAAAAGAAGAAGGGAUUGUUCUAUAAGCAACAAGAAACCAAAACCCCUUUAUAAUCACUAUGCAAAUGGCUGUGGCUGGUGGGACUGUGACAUGGAAGGUGUUGACAGUGAGGAAGUAGGCUUUGGUGAAGUAUGGGAAGGAGUGGGUUCUACAACAUUUGGAGGAAUAGCAGACUGGCAUUGAUCUGAUUCUAAUCAGUGUUUCAGUAUGUUUAAAACUGAAGCAAUGCCAAAUGCCAAGAGAUGGUUAUCAAGUUCUUUGUUUUAGGUAAUGAUGAACAGAAUCUCAGUCUAUCCUCUGCUUUGUAUCAGUACACUAUGAUUCCAUAUCUUAUCAUUUUAACAAAGUAAAACAUAGAGUAAAAUGUGAAGAAUGAAAAGAGAAGAAACCAUGGAAAAUUGAUAUUUUGUUGGCUGAAUCAUACACGAGAUGAGACUUAGCUUCUUAACAGUAAAAACUACCAUUUACAGUUCUCCUCUCCCACAUUUGAUUCAAUGAUUGGGUGUAGCAUUCUGCUAGAACCAAUUUGUAUAACCUGUCCAUAUUAGCAGGAUCUUAAUAUCU